AUGAAAACAUUCAUUUCUUUCUUGCUGAUAACAAAUAGCUUCUGUCAGUUCACAGUUGAGGAAGAUGCUGAAAUCUUUCAACCAACAGCUUCUGCUUCAUCACGGGUGUCAGAACGUUGCUCAACGCAUACAGAUUGUAUACAGGGAGCAUACUGUGAAAGUUCUUUCUGUCGAUGCUUGCCAUCCCAUAUUGCAAUUGAACGAUAUUGCUGGAAAAAACUGGGACCAGAAGAGGCUGGCUGUACGUACGAUGAUCAGUGUGAAGCUGUCUGGCCAGGAACUACUUGUCAAUACUCCAUUUGUAAAUGUCCACCAAAUACAUUGUUAGCUGUUACACGAGAAGGAUCAGUCUGUCAUCCACCAGGUCAAUGUCCCACGAAUGGAUUGAACGGUGUUUUAUAUAAUCGAAACAGAAACAUUCCAUCCCAGUGUCAUUACUUUGAUGGAGAGAUAAAAGGUGGAAGUCGUUUCAUAGGUUGUGACGAUUAUCCAGAGCUUCAUGAUUGCAUCGAUGGUAUAUGCUGUCCAUCAAGAGCAUUAACAUGUAUCCAACCAUUAGAUACAGGAAUAUCAUUUACAAAUCAAUCAAUAACCAUGUUCUCAAGAUGGUUUUAUAACUCCAUAACUCAGUCAUGUCAGCCAUUCCAAUAUACGGGUGAAGGCGGAAAUUCAAAUAACUUUUUAACGAUUCAACACUGUGAAUCAUACUGUAAACAUAGAUGUGCCAGAGGACAACCACAGCUUCUACCUUCGAAUAAGCUGGAUGGACAGGCAUCAGAGAUUGUAUCGUGUACAUCCAGUACAAGCGGAUGUGAUGAUAGUUUCGAAUGUAUUCAUAUUAACGGGAACAACAUGUGCUGUCCUACAGCAGAAUUCAUAUGUUCAUUAGAUGGAGCUAUAGUACAAGAGACUAUCUCUAUAGUGGCUCCCUCUCCUGUAGCUCCUUAUUCAUCUGGAUCCUAUCGACAUGGUACUCAUCCUUUAACAAGAUGGUAUUGGGACUCUAACUUGAAACAAUGCUUAACGUUCAAGUACUUUGGACAAGGUGGAAACUUCAAUAACUUCCUCAGUUUGGAGCAAUGCCAAGAGUUCUGUGCACCAACUGUUUGUUCAUUGGGAUAUCCAUUGAAAGAUGGAAAUGGUCAAUCGAUAGCUUGUUCAACUCAAACACAUUGUCCACGAAGUCACAUUUGUACAAAAGGAGUCUGUUGUCCAACACAAGGAACAGUCUGUAACCAACCAAUAUCUACGGGGAUUUCCUGCUCAUCCACACCCUCAAAACGAUUUUGGUUUAAUGCCGCUUUGGGAUCAUGCCAAGAGUUUGAGUAUCAGGGAUGUCAUGGAAACACGAACAACUUCUUAACUUUUGAAAUUUGCCAGAAGCAUUGUGCAAGCGUUGAACCUGAACCCAAAUGCUUGAUUGGUAAAGCAUUACAAUUGGAAUCUGGACGGUACUGGAGAUGUGGGCAAACAGCUGAAAACGGUAACUGUCCGGCAGAUUAUGAAUGUUACUUCGACGAUAAGAACUACGGUUGCUGUCCUACAAAAGAUUUCAUUUGUCGACAGAAUAUAGAUGUCGGUACGAAGUGUAGUAGUCUAAGCUCUAUCAGAUGGUAUUACUCAUCUGGCCAGUGCUCCUCCUUCUCAUACAACGGUUGUGAUGGCAAUGCUAACAACUUUGCUUCACAAAAAGAAUGUUUAGACUUUUGCCAUAAGUCAGACUGUCCAGAUGGAGGUAGUGGCUUAGUUGAUGAUUAUGGUAAACUGGUGUUCUGUCAGUAUAAUGAUAAUUCAUGCCCAUCGACUCAUCAUUGUACUCAAUCGCAAUCAUCCCAUCAAGUAAACAUUUGCUGUCCAACCAGACAGCAUAUCUGCCGUGAAAACUUUGACGAAGGUGAAUCAUGUACAAAGCAGCCAAUAAGAAGAUAUGUAUUCGAUCCUAAUCAGCUAGUUUGCCGGCCGUUUUCUUUCUUAGGGUGUGGUGGAAACUCGAAUAACUUUCCAUCAAAGAUGGCUUGCUUCAACUUCUGUCAAAGCGCAGCUUGUGCGGCUUCUGAAGUGAUAUAUCAAACAACGACAUCAUCAGAAAUAUUUGAUUGUUCAACGAAGUCUUGUCCAAGAGGCUAUUCCUGCGUGGGAGACGUCUGGAACCCUGCAAGGCGCAUCUGCUGUGGCUCACAGAACUUUGGUGUAUGCAGAAUAGGUCAAAGAUCAUUCAUAGACUAUAGAACGCAACAACCUAUGACUUGUAAUCCAAAUCUCAAAACUUCAUGUCCAAUCGGAUUUCAUUGCUUAUUGAAUCAACAGAAGAACAAUUACUAUUGUUGUGCAGAGGAUAUUUCAAUAGCUACAUGCCCUGAUGGAUCGAAAAUUUCGAGAAUUCAAACAACAGGAGAUCCUCAGGGUUGUUCAUCAGAUGACCAAUGCCCACGCAACUCCAAGUGCCAUCGUCCUGACCGGUACAGAAGCGGAGUUUGCUGCCAAUACUUAGAUAAUGUAUGCCCACCAACGUUCAUAUAUGACGAAGAGCUAUCAGAAGGACAACCUGAGUGUUCGCCACUUGAUCGAGAAACUUGUGAUCAUCGUCGUCAAUCUGUUUGCCUUUUCAGCGAGAAAAAGAAUAGGUUUGUGUGUUGUCGACGUGAAAAUCGCAAAACUGUAACAGUUGACAAAUGUCCUCGCGGAUCUCAACAAGAUCCCUUGCGCAUCUUUUGUACACAAGAUAAGCCAUGUCCUUCAUCACAUUUCUGUGUUCGACGUGAUUCUGAUCGAGUUGGAAUCUGCUGCUCACAUCCAACAUUAAGCCGAGAGAAACCGACUAGCACAACAACAGCUUCUCCUUCGCUAGCAAAAUAUAAAUGUCCUAACAAUCUUGUUGCAUUCGUGGAGGGAAAGACAUCGGAUCCGCAGAAGUGCCAUGCACUUCAGCCAUGUCCCAGUCCGUUCGUGUGUACUCCAACUUCAUUCAGCUCUUCUGUUCGGAUAUGUUGUGCUUCUCCUAAGAAGCUCACAUCAGUUUGCAAGGAGGGAACGCUGCCAAUCUCUAUCGACGGAAUUCAAUAUUCUUGCAAAAUAAAAUCCUGCCCACCCGGCUACGACUGCAACGAUGAUGUUUGCUGCCCAACAAAACAUACUGCCUGUACGGAACCACCAUUCAUGGGAACUGAAUGUCUGUUUGGUCAGUCUAUUCAAUCAACUCGUUACUUCUACGAUGUAGAAUCUAAAGGUUGUCAGGAGUUUGACUACCGAGGAUGUAAUCCAUCAGCAAACACUUUUAUUGAUCACGAAUCCUGCAUGACCAUGUGUUUAACACCUACAACUCCUGAACCCUCUUCAACAACUGAAGCAUCAACAAAACGAAUGAUUUCAAAAAUAUCAACUCUCGCUCCCAUUAUAAUUAGAAAUAGAAAUAGUACCAUUCGUCCUUUGCCCAUCGGAGUCUCUGAUAAAGCGUUCUUCACGUGCCCAUCUCCUUUUAGAAAUCCUGAGGAUUGGCCUCAAUUUUGCGAGAUCAAACGUCCAUCAUGUGCUGAAAACGAGAAAUGUGUUCUUACUGGAUCCGGAGCCUCUAUAUGCUGCGUAUUCAAAGACGAUGAAGAAGAAUCGAAACCAACGUCGUCAUCUCUACUAAACUUGAUGACAAAAAUGUGUGGAGAUGAACAUUCACCAGUAUUGACGCGAUCCGGUGAUCCUGUUCGCUGCUCUCGUCAACGGCCAUGUCGACGAGGAUCUCUCUGUCUUUUCAGUUCAGUUCUGAUGAUUGACAUAUGCUGUACAAAAGGUCGUCCAUCAUUAUUCCCGAUGACGCCGUCUAUUCCAAUCAUCCCAGCAGAUCCGAACUUCGUAGUCAUGAAUCCAAUGUGUGAUCAUGAGAAUGGAUGUGGACAAACUGAUAUAACAACUAGAAAAUUGUAUGCUGGUGAUACUGGAUGUAAGAACUCCGAGGACUGCACCGGUCAAGCAAUCUGUGUAAGAGGCAUGUGCACAUGUCGGCUGACACAAGUACAAUUCCAUAAGAUAUGCUAUUGGAAAUGUCCAACAUUCUAUCGAAAUAUCAGCGGCGUUUGUAUGUGA
This is a messenger RNA of Auanema sp. JU1783, 4074 nucleotides long. Lineage: Eukaryota; Metazoa; Nematoda; Chromadorea; Rhabditida; Rhabditidae. The record is from the annotation of a GenBank genome assembly.